AUGGAGGCAUUUGGCACAGGCGUUCAUAUUCUCCCUUCUUCCAACAGAUUCUACGUUGAGGCUUGGCAAAAGGAUGAGCAAACGUCGGAUGUAGCUUCGGAGUUUGACGGUACGGAUGAUCACCAGUUGUGGUUGGAUCAGGUCGACGAGGAAGUGUGGAAAUUUGGCAACCUAGACAACGAUGAGGCUCGUGAACAAGCCAAGGAGUUUGAUCGUCUGCAUUAUCCGGAGGUAGUUUCUGAAGACCACGAAGAAGUCAAAAAUUUUUGGAAAAAGCGAGUAGCUGAGGUUACCAGUGCCAGUCAUGAAAGUUCUUGUUGA
Kwoniella shivajii is the source of this 321-nucleotide messenger RNA. RefSeq lists its product as uncharacterized. The transcript has a single exon. Lineage: Eukaryota; Fungi; Basidiomycota; Tremellomycetes; Tremellales; Cryptococcaceae. The record is from RefSeq and is a predicted model, not a curated record. The coding region runs from base 1 to 321 and encodes 106 amino acids.